Messenger RNA from Dipodomys ordii (Ord's kangaroo rat), 2127 nucleotides. It is a transcript of the gene Serinc3, whose product is annotated as serine incorporator 3. The coding region runs from base 104 to 1342 and encodes 412 amino acids. The record is from RefSeq and is a predicted model, not a curated record. The transcript has 8 exons. Lineage: Eukaryota; Metazoa; Chordata; Mammalia; Rodentia; Heteromyidae. Gene Ontology annotation, cellular component: membrane.
UUUCCGGCUUGAGAAACCGUGGGGUUUCUGAGGCGACGCCUCAGCCGGUAUUCACCACCCGGUCUGAGCCUGAGGAUCGGCCGCUUCCAUCACCACCAGCACCAUGGGGGCCGUGCUGGGCAUCUUCUCUCUCGCCAGCUGGGUUCCAUGCCUCUGUAGUGGUGCAUCAUGCUUGCUCUGCGGUUGCUGUCCCAUCAGUAAGAAUUCCACUGUGACUCGGAUCAUCUAUGCUGCUAUUCUCUUUCUGGGCACUCUCGUAUGUUGUAUCAUGCAGACAGAAAAGAUAGAAACUGAACUGAAAAGAAUUCCUGGAUUCUGUGAUGGAGAAUUCCAAAUCAAAAUGGUGGAUACAAAAUCAGAUUGUGAUGUGCUGGUUGGUUAUAAAGCUGUGUAUCGGAUCAACUUUGCCCUUGCCAUCUUUUUCUUUGCCUUCUUUUUGCUCAUGAUAAAAGUAAAAACAAGCAAAGAUCCAAGAGCAGCAAUACACAAUGGGUAUGUAAGAUUGAAGAUUAACUCUUUUUUUAUGCUUUUUCUAGUUUUACUCUCUGUUACAAGCUUGUUUUAUAUCCUGGCAAUCAUCUCUGUUGGGCUCCUCUACAAAUUCUACACCAAGCCAGAUGGCUGCACAGAAAACAAAUUCUUCAUCAGUAUUAACUUGAUUCUCUGUGUUGUGGUUUCUGUUGUAUCCAUCCUCCCAAAAGUUCAGGAACACCAGCCUCAUUCGGGCCUCCUGCAGUCUUCUAUCAUCACUCUCUACACCAUCUACCUCACAUGGUCAGCCAUGACCAAUGAACCUGAUCGUUCCUGCAACCCUGCCCUGCUGAGCAUCAUUACAAACAUAGCUGCACCAACCCCAAAGUCUGUAAAUUCAACCACUGUAGCCCCCACCGCUGCUCCCCCAUCAACAAAUAGCCACUUUAUGGAUGCAAAUGGUGUUUGUGGGCUGUUAGUCCUUUUUUGCUGCCUUGUGUAUUCUAGCAUCCGUACAUCCAGCAACAGCCAAGUGAACAAGCUGACCCUCUCAGGGAGCGACAGUGUGAUUCUGGGCGAUACAGUCAAUGGAGCUGGCGAUGAAGAAGAUGGACAGCCACGGCGGGCUGUGGACAACGAGAAAGACGGAGUGCAGUACAACUACUCCUUUUUCCACUUGAUGCUCUGCUGUGCUUCUUUGUACAUCAUGAUGGCCAUGACCAACUGGUACAGCCCUAAUGCCAACUUCCAGAGGGUGACCAGCGAGUGGCCAGCUGUGUGGGUCAAGAUGGGAUCCAGCUGGGCCUGCCUCCUCCUCUAUGUCUGGACCCUCGUGGCUCCACUGGUUCUUACUGGUCGUGACUUCAGCUAAACUCUCCAAUGCCAAGGACUCUGCUGAAGUUCAUAAAGGUCUCCUUUGCUGAAAACUCAUAUCCCUUUUUAGUUUCCUUUAACUAAACUAUUAAGUGAAUGCCUUUGCAAAUUUGAUUAUAUCCAGAUUUAUAUAUCAAAAGGCAAGAGUGAAUAAUGCUUGAUGCAGAAUCUGAACUUUUUAUUUCAAUGUAUAUUUUGUUUACUUGGAAGGAUAUAGCACAAAGGGAACAUUUUUGUGUUUUAAAGAGAACUACAGCUGUGCUGUGAAGAUAGUUCUUUAUAAAGACCUGUAGGUUCAUACAGCUUUGAUUUAAAGUAUAAGAUAUAAGAAUGUUGGAUAUUUGAGCCUAUCUUUAAUAUAUUUCUAUUUCAUUCUCCUUAAAAGGCAAAAAAGUAAUACAUUACUAUGACAUUUUCCUCUGUAAAGGUCUUUACCAUUUAGUGUAAGCUCUUCAGAGGUGUAGCGUAUCUUAGGUUUGGGGUGAGGAUUAUGUAUGUAGUCCUUCCCCAGAAGAAGGGUUGCUGACAAGGCUACUACUUCCACAUCUUGAGUCUUCUUUACUUUUUUAAUACUAUAGCAUUGAUGCUGCUUGAUACAAGUCCAUGGCUUUAUCAGAUAUGUUCAAUAAAUGCUUUGUAGGUUUGAUUAAAGCAAAGACUCACUUGGGAAAACAUUGCAAUGUUUCUGUAAUGAUCUUGUUACCAGUAUGUAAAAGUAAAAUGCAUGUCAAUUUAUUAUAUUUGCACUAUAAAGGUAUUUGAUUAAACUAGAUAUUAAGCUUU